AUGACAAAAACAAAGUCACGUAAGACUAAUGUAAGCGCUAAACAGGCAAAGAAAGCGAAAGCCGUUUCGGAUCAUACUUCAGAUGAAAACGGGGCCGCUAAAGAAAUUGAAAAAGCUGAGAAAAGGCAGGAAAUUUUAGUUCAUGAAGAGCGGGAAAAACAGUUGAAUUGCGAAGAGAAUGAAAAGAAAGACUUGAUAGAAAAUAACGAAGAAAAAAAUGGAAGAGAACAAGGUUUGGGAGAAAAAGUGAGAAACGUUCUGAAGAAAUGCAAAAUGGGCUGGACUAGUCUCGGACGCGUUUUGGUGCUGAUUAUGGUUACAAUUCUAACGUGUAGUACUCGGUAUUAUAAUCUAAAAGAACCAAAACACGUUUGGUAA
Molecule: messenger RNA, 378 nt
Organism: Paramuricea clavata
Lineage: Eukaryota; Metazoa; Cnidaria; Anthozoa; Malacalcyonacea; Plexauridae
Source: the annotation of a GenBank genome assembly